Messenger RNA from Colletotrichum navitas, 369 nucleotides. RefSeq lists its product as uncharacterized. The record is from RefSeq and is a predicted model, not a curated record. The transcript has 3 exons. The coding region runs from base 1 to 369 and encodes 122 amino acids. NCBI's taxonomy places the organism in Eukaryota, Fungi, Ascomycota, Sordariomycetes, Glomerellales, Glomerellaceae.
AUGGCUUGUCUUAGGUUACGGGGGUUUCUGACCUUAGCCAAUCUGAUUCUCAUAACGGCCGUGACUGGAGGAUAUGCUACAGUACGCGCGCUAACGGUAAGAGAUAUCGCAGCAGCUGAAAGAGGGCUAGCUUGCUGGCAGAAACCUUCGUCAGAUACUGCACAGCCUGACUACUGGCGUUUUGUCAGUUUAGCUAGUGGAUACGGUAGAGUUCUGAGCCCUCCAGAGCACGCUCAGGGUCCUGGAGUGUCGAAGACAUUGUUGACGUUUGUCUUGGGUUCACGGCUCCGCAAGCCCCCGGCAGCCGAUCCCACAAAGGUUGCUACUUCAGGACAUAAUAUUCUCAAUCUGGAGAGGGAUUUUCUCUGA